Molecule: messenger RNA, 627 nt
Organism: Plasmopara halstedii
Lineage: Eukaryota; Oomycota; Peronosporomycetes; Peronosporales; Peronosporaceae
Product: Hexapeptide transferase, conserved site
Exons: 2
Coding region: 1-627 (208 amino acids)
Molecular function (GO): transferase activity
Source: RefSeq, a predicted model, not a curated record
AUGAAAACAUCUUCUUUUGGAGCUGGAGUUGGAGUUGGAGUUGGAGCUGGAGUUGGAGUUGGAGCUGGAGUUGGAGUUGGAGUUGGAGUCGGAGUUGGAGUUGGAGUCGGAGCUGGAGUUGGAGUUGGAGCUGGAGCUGGGAUGUAUGGUCAAGGUAACGGCUAUGGUGGAGUCGGCGCUGGGAUGUAUGGACAACGUAACGGCUAUGCUGGAGCUGGGGCUGGAAUGCGUGGUCCGGGUUAUGGCUAUGGUGGAGCUUGGGCUGGAAUCCGAGGUCCGGGUUAUGGCUAUGGUGGAGUUAGAGCUGGAGGUGCUUGGCCCAACGGCCCCGGUUAUGGGUAUGGUGGGCCUGGAGGGCUGUACAGCAGUAGAAACGAUUACAGAGGCCCUAACGCCGGUACCAAUGUUGGUGCUAAUGUGGUUGGAGGGACAGCGAGCCCUAACGAUGGUGGAAGUGCUACGGCGGCAACGACUGAUAAUACUAUUUCCACGCUCGGGUCGCAAGAUGGCAGCACACCAAGCAGUAGUUCCACGGCUCCAAGCACGAAUACGGACACCCCAAUCCAAAGUGUCAGUGAGGGAACUGAGACGCAGCAGAAAGGGUAUCGAUUGCUUCGUUCGGACUAA